Morone saxatilis (striped sea-bass) is the source of this 3132-nucleotide messenger RNA. RefSeq names its product receptor-type tyrosine-protein phosphatase eta. The coding region runs from base 232 to 2763 and encodes 843 amino acids. The record is from RefSeq and is a predicted model, not a curated record. Gene Ontology annotation, molecular function: protein binding. Lineage: Eukaryota; Metazoa; Chordata; Actinopteri; Moronidae. The transcript has 11 exons.
CCUUGUGUUGCCAGUCAAAUGUGCGGUUUAUUACCUGUUGAUCUACAAACGCACUUAUUUGUGUUUUAUGAACGCCUCUCAUACCGAGAGAUCGGUUCACUGGAAGCAUCUGUAGCCUGGAUGAGCAGUAAGACUAACAGUUUUAACUUGAUGUAGCGUGAAUGGAUUUCCUUCGCUUCCUACUUGUUUAAAACUUUGUUUUGAAGUGGUUGAGUCAGCAGGAAUCUCAACAUGGAUAAAGUCUUUAUUUUGAUUUGUUGGGCUCUGAUGCUGACGCACAGCGCUGCAAAGCAACAGUACUACCCUCAGUCCAGGAAUCUCACCUGGGAUGAGGCCAGGAGCUACUGCCAGAUCUGUUUCAAAGAUCUGGUGACGCUGACGCCUGAAAACAUCAGAAUCAUCGUUCAGAAACUCACCUCUGACCACUGGAUCGGCCUCCGCAAGAACUUCUACUCUACCGCCUACUACACCAGCAACUACCCAAUCAACCCCACCAGCAACUACCCAAUCAACCCCACCAGCAACUACCCAAGCAACUUUACCAGCAACUCCACCAGCAACUACACCUUUAGUUCCACCAUCAACCCUACAACCAACAACCCCACAACCAUCCACUCCACCAUCCACAACACCAUCCACUCCACCAUCAACUCCACCAUCAACUUCACCAUCAACUCCACCAGUAACUCCAGCAGCAACGCCUCCACCAGCACCGCCCUGUUGUGGUCUCGCUGGGCCAACGGGGAUCCCCUCACCUUCCAGAACUGGUACCCUGGUUGGCCCGUGUUUAAAUCAUCCUUCCCAAGAAGAGACUGCUGCAGCUGCUCCUGCACCUGCCCAGCAAGGCCAACCACAACAACGCAAAGCUACACCAGAUACACAGAAUCCACCACCUUAAAGGUGACGACAACACAAAAUUCAACCAAAAAUGUGACUGAUCUCUGGGACUCCACCUUUACAAGCAGAACUGGAACUGAUGGUGUGACAGACGUUACUGGACUGUGGGGAUCCAACACCCAGGACGAGACCAGUUUCACUGAACUGAGCAGAAACACAACCAAUAACGUGACAGAAGUUACUGGAGUCUUUGAAUCCACCACCCCAGUAUUUACCACAACUACCCCCAUGACGACCAUGCUACCACCAAUAGAAUCAGAGUGCUUGCGAUCACCUAUGCUGUUCCCGGAUGUCCCCGACCCUGAUGAGAACUAUAUUGAAGACUCUUGCGUGGCCAUGCUCAGAUUUGGGACUUGGGUUGAAAAGUACUGCUGGGAGCUUCUGCCUUUUAUAUGUUAUGAGGAUCAUUUCGUAGGCGAAACCAACGUGACCAACGUGACUUCCGAGAGUGCCGUCCUCACAUGGCUGUCCGCCCCCGGCAACGUCAGCCAUUACCGUUUAGAGGUCAAAGGCGACAGAAACAUGACGGAAGAUUUGACUGAUCUGACCUACGACCUUUUCAACCUGACAGCAGGCGCCUAUUACUCAGUCCAGGUGUUCCCUGUUAAGUGUCAGAGAGACCUCAACCCACAGAAGAGGGCCUUCUACACCAUACCUAACAAAGUCGAAAACCUCACUGUCACCAUGGUGACAGAAACCUCUAUCACCCUGAGCUGGAGUAAACCAGCUGGAACAUUUUAUUACUAUACUAUUAAGGGUACUGAGGGUUUGCAGAUUCAGACUACGACAGAGGGCAGUAAGCUCAACGGUUUGAUACCUGGGAGCCCUUACACAUUCUCCGUCAUCUCAGUAGUGGAGGACACGUCCCAGUGGAGUGAAGAGUCCAACAUCACAGCAUACACCAAGCCCAGGAAAGUGUCCAACCUGAGCGUGUCUGAGAAUACCAACAACUCGCUGCUGCUUACCUGGAAGCUAUCUGUGGGGAACGCCACAGGUUUCAUAGUGAAGGCUAUGAAGGACAGUGAUGGCACAUUGUUUAAUGAAGUGGUGAACCAAACCAAAGUGAGAGUAACUGGGCUGCCGAUGGGCACCAAGAUAACCCUCAGCGUGGCAGCAGUGGCCAAUUACACUCUGGAGGGAGACAAAGUGACCGUUGUCAGCUACACCGCUCCUGGACCAAUUUCAAACCUGAUGUUGGAAACAACAGAGAACACCCUCACUGCUAAAUGGGAUCCUCCUACGGGUAAUUAUUCAACUUUCACCAUCACGCUGCAGCUGGAAGGCAAAGUUGUAGAUAAUUCAACCAGCCUAACAGAACCUAAGAAGCAUUUUACGAAUCUGAAGACUGGAGGCAACUACAAAGUGAUCGUCAGCGCUGUCAGUGGAACUUUCCAAGGCCCACCGGAGGAGAGCUCAAAAUUCACAUUGCCGCUUCCGCCUACUGAUGCCAAGGUCACUUUCCGACAUAAAGAUAACCUCACGCUCGAGUGGAAGCCCCCUGCCAACUCAGCAUCAGUCAGUUACACUGUCAGUAUUAACUCCAGCUUCUGGGGCUACACAAUGUCUGGGAAUGUUUUUAACACAACCAGCUAUGUGUUUACUGGCUUGAAGUCUGGGACAAAGUACUACCUUGAAGUGAAAACAGUGGUGGGUGAAUUAUUAAGUUCGGCAGCAAAUGCAUCAGCUACUACAGUUACAGAGCCAAGGGAAAUCCAUCUGUCUAUGAUGUGCUCUUCAGCACAAUCUCUCCUCUGUGAUAAAGCAUCCACGAGGAAAAAUGUAUUUGAAGAGUUGAAGGCACAUUUUAAAAGUCUGUUAAGUGACAGUAUAAUAUGGACACUGGAACAGGUUAAAGCUGAAACCUGAAAACUCAAAGAACAUCAUAUAUUAUUAUUAUAUAUUCAAUUUUAAAUGUUAUCGGUGAUGGUUUUUCGAAGUGUUGUCUUUCUUUUUGUUUUCAGAAUAAUUAAGAAGUCAUAAUUGUUGAUGUGACUGAAUGUGAAUUUAAUCAAAUUACGAUUCUUAUGUGUAUUGACUCUUUUAUAUUCUGAAAUUUCUUGAUAAAAAGGUAUAAAAAAUAAAGUAUAAAGUAAAAAGUAUAUUUCAGAUUUUCUCCUACUUUUAUUUACUUUUUAUAUAUUUUUUCUCUGGUUAACUUACCGUGAGCAUCAGUUUUUUUCAUGUUAUAAAUGUUUUAUAUUUUCUAAAUGUUCCAAAUGUGUGUCUGAUGUUGUA